AUGACGGACGUGAACAGCAACAGAUUGACCGGCGAGUCCUCGCGGAGGUCCUUUGAGCUAGCUAGGAAGGAACUGCGACAGAUAGUGACGAGGAUCGAGGAGACAGCGCUACCUAGCAGGUCUGUCAAGCUGCUCCGGGCUAGGUGCCUCCUCAGACCUGCGGGAUCGAAGCUUGGAAAGAGACACCUGUGGAUCCUGGUGAUCCUCGCGUGGAUUCUGGGACAGUUCCUUUGGAAUUACACUCGCACUGUACGUUAUGACAAGUGCCUGGCGGAGCUACCCUCGUUCACGCAGAAAGUAUUCCGGCCGGCUGAGGACUGUUCGAUCUGUCGGGACGUUCAACAGGUUGACAGGAUAUCCAACGUGGAUCCUGCCACUUUCGAAGAACGUUACGCCUACUCUGGCAGGCCCGUAGUGGUGACAGAUGCCACGACCAACUGGACAGCAACAACGAUUUUCUCGUUCACCUUCUUCAAGUCAUUGUACGACGGCGAGGACGCGAAUUGCCAGUUCUUCCCCUACAAGACGGAGUUCAAAAGCCUUCAGGAUGUGUUCGACAUGAGCGCCAGUCGGUCCCUGCUGGAGAAGGGGACCAAGCCGUGGUACGUGGGCUGGAGCAACUGCGACGAGAAAAUCGGCAGUGUUCUCAGGCAACACUACCAGAGGCCAUACUUCCUGCCAGUCACCGCGGAGUCCGAGAAGACCGACUGGAUCUUCAUGGGUAGCCACGGAUAUGGGGCCCCUAUGCACGUGGAUGACGUGGAACAUCCUUCCUGGCAGGCACAGAUCAAGGGAAAGAAGCUGUGGACCUUGGAGCCACCCAGAGAGUGCUAUUACGCUUGCAGCAGGCUAGAGGUCGUGGUGCAUCCUGGUGAAAUAAUUGUCCUGGACACUAAUCGCUGGUACCACCAAACGACGAUCGUUUCCGAAGAGAUGAGCAUCACGAUUGGGGCUGAGUACGAUUAG
Eufriesea mexicana is the source of this 966-nucleotide messenger RNA. RefSeq lists its product as uncharacterized. The record is from RefSeq and is a predicted model, not a curated record. Gene Ontology annotation, molecular function: 2-oxoglutarate-dependent dioxygenase activity. The coding region runs from base 1 to 966 and encodes 321 amino acids. The transcript is spliced from 6 exons. NCBI's taxonomy places the organism in Eukaryota, Metazoa, Arthropoda, Insecta, Hymenoptera, Apidae.